This is a messenger RNA of Glossina fuscipes, 5900 nucleotides long. RefSeq lists its product as uncharacterized. Lineage: Eukaryota; Metazoa; Arthropoda; Insecta; Diptera; Glossinidae. Gene Ontology annotation, biological process: proteolysis. The record is from RefSeq and is a predicted model, not a curated record. The transcript is spliced from 8 exons. Bases 3234 to 5696 code for a protein of 820 amino acids. Gene Ontology annotation, molecular function: serine-type endopeptidase activity.
AGCGGCGCAGUAUAUAUUUCAAUAUAUAUUGAGUGCAGUUACUUACAUACAACCGUAACAUCUUCAUUCGAAAGGACUGUCUUAAGCUAAAAAUUAUCAUAAUAGAGCGCACACAUCCUAGUUUCUUGGAGCUUUCGAUAAAUGAAAUUCUAUGCUAAAAAGGGACGUCACUUGCGGGAAAACUUUGUUGCCCUUUUUUAGUUCGAAACAGAGUGCUGUAGUGUAAGGUGAAAUCUUUCUUUCCGUUUGUUCACGCGUCUGACAUUUUUGCGUAAACUGCACUUAUUCUACGUUGCUAAGUAUUUAUUAUGUCUACUUACUUCUUUCUAUUAUCUAACCAUAAAGGAUGCGCCAAGCUCAACUAUCCAUGAUGCUGAAUAGGCGAACCAUUAAUCGACAAUAAAGCCGAACAUUCCCGGGGGUGUUGUUUGUGGGACGGAGGGAAGUGGACACCUUAGCCCGAUAUAUUACGAUGUGACUCAACCCAAUGGAACCGUCGCCAAGAAGUGCCCCUAACAACGAUUGAUGCAAUUGCGUCAACAAAUGGGCGUGGUAUGCUAAAAGUUGUAACGUGUCCCGUUUUCCCUUAAGCUUUCUGACGAUAUCCAAAAAUGGAUUAUAUUAUGGAUAGCUUUAAAAGGCCUAUUGUCAUUUCCGCUUGGAAAGCACAUUAUUUCUAAAAGAUAACAGAAGUAGCGUUUAGCGAUGGUCAAUAUUUUGAAUAGUAGAUGGGCACCUAUAUUUUUUAUAAAAUCUAUGGUCGUCUUUAUAACGUUGUCGCGCCGAUAGAAGUGCAAAACUGCAAAGGUUAGAAGACAGUGUAGUCAAUUACAAGUGAUCGGGUAGACGCGGUCUUCAGAAGUCUCACAGGCGUCAUCACCCAUAAGCUUGAAACGGCUUAUUUGUUACAAGAUUGUUCGAAUUCGAGAACUGUGUGCAUAGGUUCAAAUGUUAAUGCGGUAGAGCAUACUUGGCCGUAGCUAUAAGUGACGUACUCAGUCGCUAAACGCCUAGCACCUACCAAUCGGGUAUAUCACCCAUUUGGCUGUGGCUAAAUAUUUAUCUCUUUCUCUCCUUCUCCUUUUUAAGUACCACCGUGUCACAUUGUCACUUCCUAUCCACUUCCCUUUCUCCAUUUCUUUAUGACCGCUGCUGUGUUAUACGUAUAGGAGGCAUUCCGCAAAUCAUUGGAAAAAUUAAAAUAUAUAUAUAUACAUAUAUGUAUUGCUGCUUGGGAUUAUGGAAAACAGAAAUUUUGACGAUAACGUCUUUGGCGAUUUUUGAUUAAACCCCAAAUCCCGAAAAAUGUAAGAAAUUCGUUGGCAUGGCUGAGACUACUACUUUUUUUUCUAACAGGGAGGAGAAGGUUAGAACUUCUACGGCUUUUGGAUGCAGUAGUUUCAAGAAGGCGAUGAAAAUGGGCAAACAUGGUAACUGGCACAACAGUCGAACAUUGUAUGAGGCCUGUUCGUUUCAUAAGAUGAACGAUAGUUUUCUUGAACGAUAUAAUAUAAUUGUGUAGCAUUGUUAAGGUUUCUUUUCACACGCAUGCAAAUCUUACAUUCCAAUGUUUCAGAAUUUGAAGACAAAAACCCGACCCCCCCUCCCCGCUUCAUGAACGGAAAUCGAUUUCGGUUUAGGUAAAGUUUAAGUUACAUAUUUGAAAUAUUGUUAAAACAAUAAUCGAUUUUACAAAUUAUGACCAUAAAGACGUUAUUACUGUAUAACGGUUUUUAAAGAAAGAUUAAGCAAUCGGCUGAUACAUCAUAGCAACGAAGCAUGCAACCAAUAAGCACACCUGACAUCAAAAUUGACAUUGCACUUACACACCUGCAAUACGAUUUUAUAGGACAAAUUAUAUUGUUUAUGAUUUCUUCUAACCAGUAGUCUUCUUCUUCUUCUUCUUUUUUGAUUAUUUAAAAGAAAAAAAAAAAAAAAAGAAAAACAAUAAAUGAUACUUGAAGGAAAUGUGUGCAUUGCUUACGUACAUAAAUGUAAUUAAAUUAAAGAUUGGUUAGAUAUAAUGAAAACUCCCCUAUGCUAUGGCCAUAAGUAUUGAUGUCACUAUUACCUGAUUAGGAUGAUGACGAUGCUAUACAAGUAUAGUUUUUGAUUUGGUUUACUAUAAAGUUUUUUUUUCUUUUUCUUCUUUGUUUUUAAAUAAUUUUUCGGUUGAUUUGUUGCAUUUACGAGUAUGCAAACGUGUAUGAGUUAAAUUUUAAUGAAAACCCCCCCAACAAUAUGCAGAGCUUCCCGUUUAUAUUCUCUCUUAUUGCUAAGAGUCAAAAACCUAAACAUAAGACAUAGCAGCCGCCUGCUGCUGCUGGUGCUGGUGCUGCUGUUGCUGUUGCUAUUGCUAUAGAUCGAUCAAAAACGACGAAAAAAGGAAAAUGAAAUACAGAGAGCUUUCUGUUGCAAAACCGCACCGCACAGCAUUGGCAAACAGUUGGCUGCUAUGCAGCAGCUUUGGAUUUUUUUUGUUUAGGAAAAAAAAACAAACCAGCUGGUUAACGGCGCUCCAACAAACAACACGCUGCUCAUGCGCAUUCAGACUUCUUUGAGACUUGACUCAAGAAGAUAUCAAGGAAGUCAUUGGAUACUUUUAAAAGUUGUACGCAACUGAUGUUAUUAUCAAGUUUAUUUUUAUGCUUAGGCAUCAGUUUAAUGAAAUGUAGCAUAUUUACAAGCAACGUUAUUGAAAGCACGCGUGCUACAUGCAAUUUUGUAAAGCGGCACAACAUCCAACUAUUUAAACAGGUAUUCAACGCAGCAAUUACAUUUAAGCCAGCGCGACAGAGAUCGCAACGCAACAGAAACCAAAUAGAGACUAAUAACCGCAUCAAUAUAAAAUCGUAAAAGAAAUAGAAAGAGCAAACAAGAGAAAGAAAUAAAAAAUCCGAUCCUCAAGCAUAUACUAUUAUUGAUUAAAUACAUCCCGUAAAGACGGGUAUGUAGUAUUUAUUAUAAGUUCCUCAAAUUGUUGCAUUUAAUAGUAAAUGAACAUUAACAAUAAAGAAAGAUUAGCAAUUGCACGAGAUAUCUGCAACUGGUACUGCGUAGCCGUCAUAGCAGCGAAUCAAUGUGGAAAGAAAAGUCGCGGAGAAAAACAAAGUUAACAACAAAGACCGGCAAAAUUUCAAUGUUUCCGAUAAACCUUUAAAGCAACUAACGGUGUUUCCGAAAAUUUAACCGAAUACCGUAUCAAACAGAAUUUCUUUUAAGCUUUAUGUAAAAUGCCAGGUACCAUACAAUGCGGUCUAUGGUUCCUGAUAGCAAUAUUCAGUUUACUCUCGACUCAAGCUCACGACAAAGCUGCGCUAAAGACGUUAGUAAGCCCGCUACAGCGUACUGGAACACCGAUUACGUUACUUGAGCAAUCUUUAACUCAAAAAUUAGUAAUGACUAAAGAUCACCCGAAACGGAGAACAAAUGCGGACUUAAUGCCGCACCUUUACACUAACACGGCACAUAAUUUAUAUGCUCCCCAUCAAAGUUUCUCAAAAAAAGACGCUAUUAAUUUCUCUAAUGUGCAUCAUCGAGCCGAUGGAUCAGCGUUUCAAACAUUUGGCUCGUUUCGAGAAAGCCGAAAUUCCAAGCAAACGAUUAAACCAAUUCAAGCUCAUCGACGAUCUGAUUCUGCUAACGUGGAAAUUAUAGCGGCACCCGCGGUUGAACUUCCUAUUAAUCCCCUUAUCACUAUACCAAAACGUAUAGUUCCGUCAACAUUUGAAAAUACAACCAAACUUGUCUCUCAUCGUAACUAUCAAUAUAUUCCCCUUCAGAAAGAUUUUUUAAGUCAUUUACUGGUAGAACUUAGGCCUAAAAAUAAUUGCACACCCGAUAAUCGCGAUACAACUGACGAAAGAAACACCUUAAGCGAGAGUACCUUCGGUGGUGUCGGACAGCAUUCCUCAUUUCAGCAAUCCUCAACUGAGCGUUACGAUCGAAGCGAAGAAACGAGCAGUAGUCGACGAAGUGGUUUUCAAUUUACCAGUCACACGCUUAGCCCGCAGAAUAAUUUUCAACCGCAAGCUUAUCGCGAAGAUAAUCCGGUCUUUAGUGAUACGCCCGGAUUUGAGCAUGCCUACGAUGAGGAGAUGCUAGGAACUCAUGCAGAAAAAGAAAAACUUUCAGCACGCCAAUCAAUAUUCGAAUCUGAAGCGAAUCCGGCUUCGUAUUCCUAUGAGUUUUCACCGUUGCCCAGCUCGUUACACAGCCUCAGUCCUGUUAUCGCUUUGGGGAAACAAUAUCGCGAGGAUGUAACUAAAUUUGGAGAUAUUAAUGGACCAAUAACUACAUUAUCUCAAAGACCGCAAAGAGGAGUUUACUUUCCGGAUACGGAUUUGCGGCCGGCAAAUAAUUAUUCACCGCAUAAAAUGUUUAAUGAGUAUAUGGGAUCUCAUGAUUCUCCGGGCUCGAGAAAAAGUCGUUAUUAUCCAUAUAAAUCAUCGAGAAAUCCUCGAGUAAUAUUCCCUACUAACGAUAAUAUUGGCACCACUGGUCCCAGCGGUCCAGCAUCUGGUUUGUACUUUAACGAUAAUGUCGUAUUCAGAGAUCAAAAUUUUGGACUUAACGAAUUGGCAGCGAUUCAGGAUGUCCGCAACGAGUUCACUUUACAGGAUUUGGACAGUACUUCAGAGAGCAGUUCCCCAUUGGCAGUCCAAUCGGUUAACACGUUCAAGGAGAAGGCUGACAUAACAAGUGAACUGGUAUGCCAGCAUCGGGGCGGCACUUGUGAAUUUUUCAUAAGUUGCUGGAUGACUAAUGGUCUUCUAAAGGGCACUUGCAGCGGCCUGCUACGUGGUUGCUGUCAUCGUACAGCGAAAUCAGCGAAUUUACGCACUUCGGACUUUGUUGGCAACACAAUCGAUUUGACUGAUCUUCCGCAAAAGAACUUUGGACCCGUGAAAAAUGAUCCCAGUUGUGGCAUAUCACUGGCCAAGCAAACCGCUCAGAGGCGCAUAGUAGGUGGAGAUGAUGCUGGAUUUGGAUCAUUUCCUUGGCAAGCCUAUAUACGCAUCGGUUCAUCCAGGUGCGGCGGUUCUCUUAUAUCUCGACGCCAUGUUGUUACCGCUGGCCAUUGUGUGGCUCGAGCCACACCACGUCAAGUUCACGUGACUUUGGGCGAUUAUGUUAUCAAUUCGGCAGUCGAGCCCUUGCCAGCUUACACUUUCGGCGUUCGACGUAUCGAUGUGCAUCCGUAUUUUAAAUUUACUCCGCAAGCUGAUCGCUUCGAUGUUUCUGUUCUGACUCUUGAACGUAUUGUUCAUUUUAUGCCUCACAUUGCUCCUAUAUGUUUGCCUGAAAAAAAUGAAGAUUUCUUGGGGAAAUUUGGUUGGGCAGCUGGCUGGGGUGCCUUAAAUCCUGGCUCUCGUCUACGACCGAAAACUUUGCAGACUGUUGACGUUCCCGUUAUUGAAAAUCGAGUAUGCGAGAGAUGGCAUCGACAAAAUGGCAUCAAUGUCGUCAUAUAUCCUGAGAUGAUGUGCGCUGGUUAUCGUAAUGGGGGAAAAGAUUCAUGUCAAGGCGAUUCUGGCGGUCCUCUUAUGCAUGAGAAAAACGGUCGCUGGUAUCUAAUAGGUAUUGUUUCGGCCGGUUAUUCCUGUGCAUCACGGGGCCAACCUGGUAUCUAUCAUCGCGUUCCUUUUACGGUCGAUUGGAUCUCCUAUGUUGUCAGUUUAACCGGAAAUCUUUAACGUACAACAGCACACAACCACAGUCCCAACUCUACUUUCCAGCAUUCUCUUGUAAAUAUAUAAAGCAUUUUCGUGAACAUUACUUUUGCUUUUACAAAAAAACAAAAGUCGAUGUGUUACUCUCAUCUUAGUGUGAAAUCAUUAUAUAUUAAGCCUUUUAUUUAUUAAAGACAAUUUCAAAACGUGUUAUAUUAAUAUAUAUUA